AUUCUAAGUUCAUAGUGUGGUCUGCGUGGUUCAGUGUUCAGUGUUGUUGUUGUUUGUCGGCGGGGAGGUCGUGUCACGAACGCGCGGGCUCCGAACACAUCGCGGCUUCAAUGGUCCCAUAUCAAAUAAAAAUAAAAUUUAUGUUUAGUGAAUAUUAGAUUUUUAAUGUUGUUGCAUAUGUGAGUUAUACGACGAGGUGUUUUAUGGUACGGUCAUAAAGUUUAUCAAGGAGUUCCCAAAAUGUCGGCCUUCAACGUUGUUUUGGGAUGUGUGAUGGCUCUGCUCAUCAUACUCUUCACAAUCAGUUCCAUUGCCAGAUAUUAUAUAAAGUUCACAUUGUUCGUCGUUAUGUCACUGAUAUUCGCGACAGUUCCGGUGCCACUCAUGUUGUUGAAACCUUUUGACCCAAGAAAUGCGCUAAUACCGGCCUUGUUUCUGAGAGCCUUCGCGAGGAUACUCGGUCUUCGAUGGAAGGUGCGGGGCUUGGAGAACGUGGACAAUAGUCGGGGAGCCGUCGUACUGUUAAACCACCAGAGUAGCCUGGAUCUAUAUGCGUUAGCAGUAAUAUGGCCGCUCAUGUCUCGAUGUACAGUGGUUGCAAAGAGAUCGCUACAGUACCUUGUACCCUUCGGCACUGCGACAUGGCUAUGGGGCACAGUUUUUAUAGACAGAGGCGCCCAAACAGCACGCGAUGCCCUCAACAAGCAAGUCGAUGCUAUCAAGAACCAGAAGCGAAAACUCCUGCUGUUUCCUGAAGGGACAAGGCACUCUGGGGAUAGAUUGCUGCCGUUCCGUAAAGGGGCAUUCCACGUUGCUAUGGACGCAGGCGCACCUAUACAACCCGUUGUCAUUUCCAAAUACCAUUAUCUGGACGGCAAGCGACACAAAUUCGGCUCAGGCGAGUUCAUCGUAUCGAUUCUGCCAAUGAUCGAGACUGAGGGUAUGGCGAAGGAAGACAUUGUGGCGCUGAUAGAGAAGAUACAAAUCAACAUGCAAGAAGAAUUCACAAAGAUCUCGAAAGAAACGCUAGCGAGACGCAAUCUACUCAAUAAGGCUGAUUAGAUGAGGUACAUAAAUUUAAGCAUAUCGUGGUUUAAUUAUCUCGGGUAGCGAUAGUAGCUACUGUGGUUCGUUAUCAAUACAUUUCGAUUCGACAGGAGUAGUCCAAGUGGUACCUAGCGUCGCAUUUCGUAGUGCUUAUUUAUUUUUUCUUGCGUUUACAGGUAAUUAGAAAUUUGAUAUCGACGUGUUAAAGAGCUGUGAUAAACAAACGUAUAAUGAAAUAGAUACUAAAUUGUAAUU
Trichoplusia ni (cabbage looper) is the source of this 1302-nucleotide messenger RNA. It is a transcript of the gene Agpat2, whose product is annotated as 1-acyl-sn-glycerol-3-phosphate acyltransferase alpha. Gene Ontology annotation, cellular component: endoplasmic reticulum; membrane. The coding region runs from base 241 to 1062 and encodes 273 amino acids. NCBI's taxonomy places the organism in Eukaryota, Metazoa, Arthropoda, Insecta, Lepidoptera, Noctuidae. The transcript is spliced from 7 exons. Gene Ontology annotation, biological process: phosphatidic acid biosynthetic process. Gene Ontology annotation, molecular function: 1-acylglycerol-3-phosphate O-acyltransferase activity. The record is from RefSeq and is a predicted model, not a curated record.